AUGGGUCAGGGAAGGGGCAGUGUAACUCAAACAUGGUCUCUUGGGUUUGGAUUAAUGCUUUGUAUUUGUCUCCUUAAUCACAUCAAUGUGGUUGAAUCAACCUCUUACAAUGUUGGUGAUGGGGGUGGUUGGACAUUUGGUGUUAGUAAUUGGCCCAAUGGUAAGAGUUUCAAUGCUGGAGAUGUUCUUGUUUUCAAAUAUACGAAAGGGCUACACAACGUGGUCGUCGUCGACGCCAACGGGUACAAAAGCUGCAAAGCGCCGUCGGGCUCGAAGGUCUACGAUUCCGGCGACGACCAGAUUACGUUGAAUCAGGGUGACAGCUACUUCAUCUGCAGCAUCCCUGGCCACUGUGAUGGAGGUAUGAAGAUUGCAGUUCAUGCAGCGUAA
Messenger RNA from Ananas comosus (pineapple), 390 nucleotides. RefSeq names its product chemocyanin-like. The record is from RefSeq and is a predicted model, not a curated record. NCBI's taxonomy places the organism in Eukaryota, Viridiplantae, Streptophyta, Magnoliopsida, Poales, Bromeliaceae. Bases 1 to 390 code for a protein of 129 amino acids. The transcript is spliced from 2 exons. Gene Ontology annotation, cellular component: plasma membrane. Gene Ontology annotation, molecular function: electron transfer activity.